Molecule: messenger RNA, 3927 nt
Organism: Mauremys mutica (yellowpond turtle)
Lineage: Eukaryota; Metazoa; Chordata; Testudines; Geoemydidae
Gene: XPO1
Product: exportin 1
Exons: 25
Coding region: 528-3743 (1071 amino acids)
Biological process (GO): protein export from nucleus; ribosomal large subunit export from nucleus; ribosomal small subunit export from nucleus
Cellular component (GO): cytoplasm; nucleus
Molecular function (GO): small GTPase binding; nuclear export signal receptor activity
Source: RefSeq, a predicted model, not a curated record
GAGCACCGGCCAGAUCAGGGGGAGCAGCGGGGGCCCGGGCAGGCAGAGACUCAGCCAGAGGCGCCCGGGGCCUGGGGAGCGAGCGAGCGAGAGACCCGGGGCCCACCAACGCAGCGACUCAGCGGGGCCUGGGGAACUAGGGACUCAAGGAGCUCCAGGAAAGCAACGAGCCAGAGCCAAGCAGCCGGGUAGGGAGGGGCUCCAUCCCCGGCGCUGGGCGGCCUUGGCCCUGGAGCGGGGAGUUGGGGGCCGAGUCCUUGUAGGGCGCGCCAGGGGCCGCAGGGAGCAAGUGAGCCUGGCCAGGGGGUAGCAGCAGCCCGCGCUGAGCGUGUGUCAUACAACCGGCCCAGCGCACGCGUCUCUUGGAGGCGGUGGGGGAAGAAGGUUGACACCAAUAAACGCUCAGUAGGGGAGAGGGCGCGCGUGUGUGUGAUUUCUCCUAAUUUUUUUUUUGGUGUGGUUGGAAACUUCACACUCCCGCCCGAAUUUUUUUUAAAGGCAGAGGCUGUAAAACUAUUUAGUAAUCUAUGCCAGCAAUUAUGACAAUGUUAGCAGACCAUGCAGCUCGUCAGCUGCUGGAUUUCAACCAGAAAUUGGAUAUCAAUCUCUUGGACAAUGUGGUGAAUUGCCUGUACCAUGGAGAAGGAGCCCAGCAAAGGAUGGCACAGGAAGUCUUGACUCACUUAAAAGAACAUCCUGAUGCAUGGACCAGAGUUGAUACUAUUUUGGAGUUCUCUCAGAAUAUGAACACCAAAUAUUAUGGACUGCAAAUUUUGGAAAAUGUGAUAAAAACGAGAUGGAAAAUUCUUCCAAGGAACCAGUGUGAAGGAAUAAAAAAGUAUGUUGUCGGCUUAAUUAUCAAGACCUCAUCUGAUCCAACAUGUGUAGAAAAAGAAAAAGUGUAUAUUGGAAAACUGAAUAUGAUUCUUGUUCAGAUACUGAAACAGGAAUGGCCCAAACACUGGCCAACAUUCAUAAGUGAUAUCGUAGGGGCAAGCCGGACAAGUGAGAGUCUUUGCCAGAACAAUAUGGUGAUACUUAAACUGUUAAGUGAAGAAGUUUUUGACUUCUCCAGUGGACAGAUAACUCAAGUGAAAGCGAAGCAUUUGAAAGACAGUAUGUGCAAUGAAUUCUCUCAGAUAUUUCAACUGUGUCAGUUUGUGAUGGAAAAUUCCCAAAACGCUCCUCUUGUUCAUGCAACUUUGGAAACUUUGCUAAGAUUCCUUAACUGGAUUCCACUGGGAUACAUUUUUGAGACCAAGUUAAUCAGCACAUUAAUAUACAAGUUUUUAAAUGUUCCCAUGUUUCGAAACGUCUCUUUGAAGUGCCUCACAGAGAUUGCAGGUGUCAGUGUAAGCCAGUAUGAGGAACAGUUUGUAACCCUCUUUACGCUGACCAUGAUGCAGUUGAAACAGAUGCUUCCUUUAAACACCAAUAUCCGACUUGCAUAUUCCAAUGGAAAAGAUGAUGAACAGAACUUCAUUCAGAAUCUCAGCUUGUUUCUCUGCACAUUUCUCAAGGAACAUGGCCAGCUUAUAGAAAAGAGAUUAAAUCUGAGGGAAACCUUAAUGGAGGCUCUUCACUAUAUGUUGCUGGUGUCAGAAGUCGAAGAAACUGAAAUUUUUAAGAUUUGUCUUGAAUACUGGAAUCAUUUGGCUGCUGAACUGUAUAGAGAGAGUCCAUUUUCGACAUCUGCUUCUCCAUUGCUUUCGGGAAGUCAACAUUUUGAUGUUCCUCCCAGGAGACAGCUUUAUCUGCCUGUUCUGUCAAAGGUCCGGUUGUUAAUGGUUAGCCGUAUGGCUAAACCAGAAGAAGUGCUGGUUGUGGAAAAUGAUCAGGGGGAAGUUGUACGAGAAUUCAUGAAGGAUACAGAUUCCAUAAACUUGUACAAGAAUAUGAGGGAGACGCUGGUUUAUCUUACACAUCUGGAUUAUGCAGAUACUGAACGAAUAAUGACAGAAAAACUUCACAAUCAAGUGAAUGGAACAGAAUGGUCAUGGAAGAAUUUGAAUACUCUUUGUUGGGCUAUUGGGUCAAUCAGUGGAGCAAUGCAUGAAGAGGAUGAAAAACGAUUUCUUGUUACAGUAAUUAAGGAUCUUCUGGGACUCUGUGAACAAAAGCGAGGGAAAGAUAACAAAGCUAUUAUUGCAUCAAAUAUCAUGUAUAUAGUAGGUCAAUAUCCACGGUUUUUGAGAGCUCACUGGAAAUUUUUGAAGACAGUAGUCAACAAGCUAUUUGAAUUCAUGCAUGAAACCCAUGAUGGUGUCCAGGAUAUGGCUUGUGAUACUUUCAUAAAAAUAGCACAGAAAUGCCGCCGACACUUUGUUCAGGUUCAAGUGGGAGAAGUCAUGCCAUUCAUUGAUGAGAUCCUGAACAACAUUAAUACAAUCAUUUGUGAUCUUCAGCCACAGCAGGUGCAUACAUUCUAUGAAGCUGUUGGAUACAUGAUUGGGGCACAGACUGACCAAACUGUACAGGAGCAUCUGAUAGAAAAAUACAUGUUGCUCCCUAAUCAAGUGUGGGACAGCAUAAUUCAGCAGGCAACAAAAAAUGUUGAUAUUCUAAAGGAUCCUGAAACAGUUAAACAGCUGGGUAGCAUUCUGAAAACAAAUGUAAGAGCAUGUAAAGCAGUCGGACACCCCUUUGUGAUACAGCUUGGAAGAAUUUAUUUAGAUAUGCUGAAUGUGUACAAGUGCCUAAGUGAAAAUAUUUCUGCAGCUAUUCAGGCUAAUGGUGAAAUGGUUACGAAACAACCUCUGAUUAGAAGUAUGAGGACAGUAAAAAGGGAAACUCUAAAACUAAUUUCUGGUUGGGUGAGCAGGUCCAACGAUCCUCAGAUGGUAGCUGAAAACUUUGUUCCUCCUUUGUUGGAUGCAGUUCUCAUUGAUUACCAGAGAAAUGUUCCAGCUGCUAGAGAACCUGAAGUACUCAGUACAAUGGCUAUCAUUGUAAAUAAAUUGGGGGGACACAUUACUGCUGAAAUACCUCAGAUAUUUGAUGCUGUUUUUGAAUGCACGUUAAAUAUGAUCAAUAAGGACUUUGAAGAGUAUCCUGAACAUAGAACAAACUUUUUCUUGCUACUCCAAGCAGUAAAUUCUCAUUGCUUUCCAGCAUUCCUGGCCAUUCCACCUGCACAGUUCAAACUUGUUUUGGAUUCUAUUAUUUGGGCUUUCAAACACACAAUGAGAAAUGUUGCAGAUACAGGUCUUCAGAUACUUUAUACUCUAUUACAAAACGUUGCACAAGAAGAGGCUGCUGCUCAGAGUUUUUAUCAGACUUAUUUCUGUGACAUUCUUCAGCAUAUUUUUUCUGUUGUAACAGACACUUCACAUACUGCUGGUUUGACAAUGCAUGCAUCGAUUCUUGCAUACAUGUUCAAUUUAGUAGAAGAAGGAAAAAUAAGUACACCUUUAAACCCUGGAAAUCCAUUGAACAACCAAAUGUUUAUUCAGGAGUAUGUUGCUAAUCUUCUUAAAUCUGCAUUUCCUCAUCUGCAAGAUGCACAGGUUAAGCUAUUUGUAACAGGACUCUUCAGUUUAAAUCAGGAUAUUCCUGCUUUCAAGGAACACCUUAGGGAUUUCCUGGUCCAAAUUAAGGAAUUUGCAGGUGAAGACACAUCCGAUUUAUUCCUGGAAGAAAGAGAAACAGCCCUUCGACAGGCUCAGGAGGAGAAACAUAAGCUUCAGAUGUCUGUACCUGGCAUCCUUAAUCCACAUGAAAUUCCUGAGGAAAUGUGUGAUUAAAAUGCAUAAAACCAGUUAUGCAGUUUUCUUUCUGUACAGCUGCUUUGUUGUGGUAGAAGAAAACAGCACUUGGAUAUUGACCAAAAUGAUGCCAAUUUGUAAAUUAAAAUGUCACCUAGUGGCCCUUUUUCUUAUGUGUUUUUUGUAUAAGAAAUUUUCUGUGAAAUAUCCUUCCAUUGUUUAA